Molecule: messenger RNA, 2454 nt
Organism: Phymastichus coffea
Lineage: Eukaryota; Metazoa; Arthropoda; Insecta; Hymenoptera; Eulophidae
Exons: 4
Coding region: 1-2454 (817 amino acids)
Biological process (GO): DNA integration
Molecular function (GO): nucleic acid binding
Source: RefSeq, a predicted model, not a curated record
AUGAACGAGUACCUCACUCUAGGUCAUAUGAGUCUCAGCGAAGACUCCGAGGACGGCUAUUACCUGCCUCAUCAUGCUGUGAUCAAGCAAUCCAGCGAAACCACUAAGCUCGCUCGCGAUGAAGCCAAGGACUUCCCACGAGCUAGCAAAAUAUUACUUCGUGAUUUUUAUGUCGAUGAUCUCGUGUCAGGCGGAGAAACUCUUGAGGAGAUCUUGGCGAUUCGCGACGAGAUGAUAGCGUUGUUACGUCGAGGAGGUUUUGCCAUUCGAAAAUGGGCCUCUAAUCACUCGUCUGCUCUAGAUAGUAUUGACAAAACUAUCUUUGAUUUGGAUUGCGUGAUCAAGGAAGAUCCCAUCCAAAAAAUGUUAGGCAUCGUAUGGGAUUCCAAACAAGAUCUUCUUCAAUAUUCCACCAAUGUCGUUGAUCCUCAAGCCACCUCCACAAAGCGAUUGCUUUUAUCUGAAACAUCCGAGAUUUACGACCCUCUUGGCCUUUUGGGGCCAGUCGUAUUGUUUGCCAAGAAAUCGCUGACCAGCGAACUUGCAUUAUUAAGACAAGUGUCGUUCUCUCGACAAUUCCUGGUUUCUAAUCCAAUUCGGGUUCAAGUUCUUGGAUUUUGUGAUGCCUGCUCUUAUGGAGAUGGAGCCUGCAUGUUCCUCAGAUCCUCAGAUUCCACCUAUACGGUGGUGAUUAGGUUGAUUUGCAGCAAGUCGCGAGUCGCACCUCUGAAAGGGGUAACCAUUCCUAGGUUGGAGUUAUGCUCCGCUUCUCUUCUUAAGAAGCUUUAUGUAGAAGCAAAACCCCAAUUCAAUUUCCCGAUCGAUCAAACUAUUUUUUGGUCCGAUUCCACCAUCGUUCUGGCCUGGUUAAGAAAGGCCCCGCAUCUGCUGAGAGUUUUCGAGUCAAACAGAGUUGCCGACAUUCAAACGUUGGGAGAUCAGGUCGAAUGGCGGCACGUGCGUUCGGAGGACAACCCGGCGGACGUCCUUUCCAGAGAUCUCUCAGAACGAAUUAGAAAAAUCAUAGCAUUGAUACGUCCAUUAUUAGUUCUUGAAGUUGCAUCUUCUGAAACUAAAAUUCUCAAGCUUCUUCAACAAGAAAGAUUUUCACUAGAACUUCGUCAUUUAUCAAAUUCAUCUGGAUCGCGUCGCAAGGGAACUAGUUUCGACAAGCUAACUCCGUUCAUAGAUGAUCAGGGUCUCAUUCGCGUAGGUGGGCGUUUAAAAGAUAAUCAAAAACAUCUAAUUCUAUUACCCAGGGAUCAUCACCACAUAACUGAUCUAUUAAUUCGUCAAGUUCAUCGUUCCAAUUUGCAUGCCGGAAUUCAAACUACACUUUAUGCUAUCAGGUCCAAAUUUUUCAUCAUCAACGGAAAGAGACAAAUCCGAAAAAUCAUCCGUAGUUGCAUAGACUGUAUUCGUCAAAAACCACCAGCGGCUCAUGCUCAGAUGGGCAAUUUACCUAAGGCCAGAGUAGAUGGAUCUCCGGCCUUUGAUCACACCGGUGUUGACUUCUUUUGGCCCAUGCUUAUUAAAGAAAAGAAAAAUCGAAAUAAGUCCUUCCUAAAGGUCUACGGUAGUGUUUUCAUCUGUUUAGCCUCAAAGGCUGUUCACAUCGAACUCGUAUCAGAUUUGUCUACUGAAGGUUUUUUGAUUGCUUUCCGUCGGUUCGUCUCACGUCGAGGCAUACCAAGUAAUGUGUAUUCCGAUAACGGCACCAAUUUCAUAGGUGCAGACAGAAAGCUUCAAGAACUUUACGACCUUUUCGAGAAACCCGAAUUUCGCGAAAAGGUGGGCGAACAUGCUAUCGCGAAAAGGGUCCAAUGGCAUUUCAACCCUUCCUUGUCGCCUUACUUUGGAGGUCUUUGGGAGGCAGCUGUAAAGAGCUUUAAACACCAUCUUAAACGGAUACUAGACAAACAACUUACGUUCGAACAACUAGAAACACUCUUAAUCGAAAUUGAAGCGAUAUUAAAUUCGCGACCUUUGUGUGCUCUUUCAGCCGACCCCAAUGACCCACUAGCUAUUACACCUGCGCAUCUUUUAAUCGGACGCCCAUUCAAUGUCUUACCCGAGGAAUCUUUGAUUUCAGUUCCAAGUAAUCGUCUGUCUACCACUAACUUCAUGACCCAGGCCCGACAAACCUUCUGGAUGAAGUGGCAUCGGGAAUAUCUCCAUGAGAUCCAAUUACAACAAAAAUGGCAUACGUCAAACUCGGAAAUUAAACCUGGACUGGUUGUCCUCAUGAUGGAUGACUUAACGCAUUGUGCAAGGUGGCCACUGGGCGUAAUCCUCGAGGUCUUUCCUGGGAGUGACGGCAUCGCUCGAGUAGCUUCUGUAAAAACUACAUCUGGAGUCUACAAGCGCAAUAUUACUCGAUUAUGUAUCUUACCGACAGAACAAGAGAAUAGUUCUCCUAUAGUUCCUCAACAACUUCCAAAUUCUAAUCGUUGA